Molecule: messenger RNA, 675 nt
Organism: Cryptomeria japonica (Japanese cedar)
Lineage: Eukaryota; Viridiplantae; Streptophyta; Pinopsida; Cupressales; Cupressaceae
Product: replication protein A 70 kDa DNA-binding subunit A-like
Exons: 1
Coding region: 1-675 (224 amino acids)
Source: RefSeq, a predicted model, not a curated record
AUGGCCAAGUUUUUUAGUUUUGAUAUUAUAGACGAAGAGGGUUGUGAAAUUAGAAUUACUUCCUUUGAUGAAAUAGUAGAAUUGCACUAUCACCGAGUUGAAAAAGGAGCUUCAUAUGUUCUUUCCAAAGGUUCUGUAAAAGAUGCAAACAUAGCAUACAAUAAGCUUAAUAGCCACCUUGAGAUUGUCUUGACUGAAACUUCAGUUUUGAAGCGCUAUGCCCCUGAUUCUGCUGAGCCAAGUAAAAAAACCCACUUCACCCCUAUUAAUGAAGUUCUCACCAGCACCAACAAUAGUUUGGUUGAUGUUAUUGGUGUUGUUGUCAAUGUCGGAGAGAUUUUUGUAAUUCAUAGAAAGGAUGGAUCUACUGUAAACAAGAGAAUAGUAAAAAUAAAUGAUAUGUCAACUUUGACAAUUGAAGUUAACCUUUGGGGGCCGCCAUCAGAACAGCUAGGCAAUGACUUGAAGAAUAUGCAUGCAUCUGGAACAUUUGUCAUCCUUGCUAUUCAAAAUGCAAGGGUUGGGUAUUUCAAUGGAAAAGUUAUUAAUAUUUUAGUGUCAACAACUUUCAAAAUUAACCCUUCCAUUCCUGAAGCAGACCCCCUCCAUUUAAGAGGCCCUGUCGAACAAUGCCUUGAUUCACACUCUAUGGAUGUGCAUGCCAAAAAUAACUAG